GACACACAAGUUCUCACAUACUCACUGAAACUCAUACGCAUUGCCACAGCAUCAAUCGCCAUUCGGACAAUUCGCAGGUUACGAGUAUAAAAGAUUCGUCUCAUGUAAAGGCAUACAGAUUGGGCAACCUCUCAUUGUGUGACUCCCAUUGGUCCGCUUGAGCCCCGCGUGACAACCUGAGGCGCGUUGAAAAAUGAGCUUCUCAAGACCGCCGUGAUGAAGAAAUCAAUUGCUUGCGGCGCAUGUCGGACGUCAAAGAGAAGGUGCAUCCAUUCUGGUGGACCGCCAUGCAUCCGCUGCAAGGAGAGAGGAGAUGAAUGCAUCUUCCCUCCCAAAGGCACUUCCUUCAUCUUUAGGCGCUCGAGGCUUGAGCGCCAGGCUCGCGCACAGUCCAGUGCGUUGCCGACGGACACCAACAUCACAGCCUCGCUAUUAUCAGCCUCCGCAGGGCCUCAGCGUGGCGCUGCGGAAGACCCCGAUGAACAACCCAAGGUCAACCUGUGGGAGAUUGACCCAUUGGAUUACGUGACAGAUGAGGUCAAGGAGAGCUACCUCAGAUGUUCUUACAAGUGGUCCUUUCACCAUAUGCCUACAUUCUUCGCAUCCAUCCGGAAUAAGACUCUGGAUCGGUCUGUUGCGUGGGCGAUGCUGGCCAUCACAGUGCGAUUCUCGCAACACCCACCAGAUGGCUUCUCUAGCCAGAUUCAGACGAGUAACUACUUCGCCGCUCAUACCAGGUCUCUUAUCCUUCCAUCAAUAGAUGAGCCGAGCUUGCAGCGGAUCCAAGUUCUUCUCAUGCUCACCGGCCAUUCAUGGGGUUCAGGUGAAGGCAGACGUGCAUGGGUUUACCUUGGGAUGGCCGUGAGAAUGGCCCAGAUCAUGGGUUUGUUCGAAGACCCUCCAGUCACAACCCUGGACAGAGAAGAGUUUAUCCAUGGGGAAGAACGACGGCGAACGGCGUGGACGUGCUUCCUUAUGGACAGUCUUUUGAGCGGCGGCAAAGGCCGCGAACGGUUGCUAUCCGCGGAUAGUAUGCACAUCCAGCUACCUUGUGAUACGAGCAACUUCAUAUUCGGCGAACCGGUCAUCUGUCCCUACAUAGAAGGCUAUCGAUCCGAUGGCAAUUCUAUGAUCCCACCCGGCAAUCUGGGCAUCGUUGCACACAGCAUGGGGGUUGCAGAUAUUUGGGGCGCUGUUGCAAAAUGGUCCUGCUCUUCGCACCCGAACAACACGCCUCCUUGGCAGCCACAGUCAGAACUCCAACGUCUACUACUACGCUUAAACGCUUGGAGGGAAUCGUUGCCUCCUCGCCUGCGAUAUGAUCUAUCGCUGCUGCACGCCCAUAGUGUCCAGAAUCAAGGACAGGCGUUCUGCUACAUGCAUUGCAUCUACUUCAUGUCUGUCAUAUUUCUUUACCGAUCCUAUCUGCCCGAAUUGGAGAUGCACGAAGAGGCAGAGCAUGAGAACGGCGAUAGGAAGCAGUGGACCCAGUUUUCUUGCAGAGAACUCGCAAAAGUUGCCGACCAGGUGUGCGAAAUGCUCCAGGAUAUCCGUGGAUUUGGCCUUUUCUUUUUACGUGGCCUGGUUCCGUGGAUAGGCUUCACCAUCUACACCGCAGUUGGAACACUGCUCUAUUUUUGGCAUUUUCCACAUGUUAGUGAAGGCGACCCGCAGAUCGAAAGCUGGAGACAGCGCAUCAUCGACGGAUGCGUUUUUCUCAAGGACAUGAGGCAAGCCUGGCCCAUGGCAGAUACCUGGCGUGAAACCAUCAAGGCAAUGCAUAUUUUCUAUAGCAAUGUCAAGUCAAAGGGCAAUCAGGCCAUGAGCCCGAGUGCGCGUCGAGAGAUGAGAAACGCCAUCAUCGACUACGGCGCCUUACAACCAUCUCCCGUUCAAGCUGCCGAUAGUGGGAGCGAGGAAGAGACUUUGGUUGUUUCUGAACAGGAAGAAACGAAUCCGAAUGAGAUCAGCACAAAUGAGACUGAAAUCAGCACAAACGAGACUGAGCUCAUAUCUCACGAAUUCGGCGUGGUACCGCCUGCCGAUUAUGACCUUUUUGAUACGCAUUUUGAUAUUGACUCUGCGAUGGCCGCGUCGUUUGCUGAUGCCACCCAGGGCUUCUGGGAGGGGUAUCCUGGAAACCAUGUUGAUGUGGGAUGGGAGGUGACGCCCUGAAGAUGAUACUAUUCCAGCCAUCCAAUCACGGCGUCAUUCUCAUACUUGUUCACGGUCAUGUUUGCGAUAAAAGGCUGUUCAAUUUUUUUUUUCUUUUUUUUUUUUUUACCAUGUCUCUCUUCCUUUUCCCUGUCAUUCUCAUCGUCCUACAUGAGGUGUCAACACAUGAGACCAAGACUUCAUUGAUAGGUGCAAUCAAAGCAUGAAUACCCACUCCUCUACUCUAUGCAACAAAAAAUCAACCAGAUUUACCAUCAUCUGCGCCCAAGCUCUA
This is a messenger RNA of Trichoderma harzianum CBS 226.95, 2449 nucleotides long. RefSeq lists its product as hypothetical. Gene Ontology annotation, molecular function: DNA binding; zinc ion binding; DNA-binding transcription factor activity, RNA polymerase II-specific. Gene Ontology annotation, biological process: DNA-templated transcription; regulation of DNA-templated transcription. Bases 217 to 2175 code for a protein of 652 amino acids. The record is from RefSeq and is a predicted model, not a curated record. The transcript has 5 exons. Gene Ontology annotation, cellular component: nucleus. NCBI's taxonomy places the organism in Eukaryota, Fungi, Ascomycota, Sordariomycetes, Hypocreales, Hypocreaceae.